Salpingoeca rosetta is the source of this 2279-nucleotide messenger RNA. RefSeq lists its product as uncharacterized. The record is from RefSeq and is a predicted model, not a curated record. The coding region runs from base 176 to 1726 and encodes 516 amino acids. NCBI's taxonomy places the organism in Eukaryota, Choanoflagellata, Craspedida, Salpingoecidae. The transcript is spliced from 7 exons.
CACACACACACACACACACACACACAUACACACACACACAACGCAACAGGGAAUCAAAGCAGCACCCACCCGAAACGGCUGGUGCUCGCCUCUCCGCGCUCUCCACCCACCACCCGACCUUCUACCCCAACUGCAAGUUCACGAGAACAAAAUACACGCGACGUACGCAGGCACGAUGCAGGCCCACACGCGCGUUCUGCUGGUGCUGGCAGCGCUCUGCGUUGCGCGCGGCUAUGCUGCCCAGUUCGCUGUUCAAUGGGCACCGUCCGUUGACGAUGCCACCUUUGACAUCCAAAUCUCCAUCGGCGACACUGUUGUCUGGCAAAACAUCGGUACGCGCCCGGAGUCUGUGACCGAGGUUCGUGGCACCGACUACGAGGGCAUCGACGGGUACCUGCCCCCAGGCGAUCGUUUCCGCUACACGUUCAACCGCCCGUCCUACGCACCUGGAGACGUUGUCGUCUUCGUCAGCCAGGCUGACCCCGAGUACAUGCGUGGUACUAUCACUAUUGUCGGCCCAAGCACGACGACCACGACGACCACUACCACCACAACUACCACCACCACAACGACGACCACCACUACCACCACCACAACGACGACCACGACGACCACCACAACUACCACAACUACCACGACGACCACCACAACUACCACGACGACCAGCAGCUCCACGUCUUCAUCCAGCGUCUACACCACUGUUGUGCAGAGCACGCCCUCGACCCGGGACGUUGGCAUCGUUGUUGGUCCUGCCAUCCCAUACGCGGAACGCCGCUUCUGCGAGGAGGGCUGGGAGCUGCGCGGUGACAAGUGCCUGCGGUAUGAAGCGAGGCGCCAGCCUUCGGCAUACCACGCGCAGGUCAUGUGCCAGCAGAACGACGCCUACCUGGCCACCAUCCAGAGCCUUGACGACUCCAUUUGGGUGCGUGAUAUUGUGCAGGAGAACGAGGACACCUCCUUCCCGUUUAUCGGCCUCUUCUACGAUCCCCUGACGGACGUGUUUGGCUGGUCCGAUGGCGAGGAAGUCUCGUAUGAAAACUGGCUUGACUCCACGAUCAUUGGCCCCGCCACUUGCGUCAUCGCCACUGAUGGCCUUCGCGGUGGCUCCUGGAAGACUGUCUCCUGCUUCGACCGCCGCCCAUACAUCUGCGAAAAGCCAGCAGCCACCCGCUUCCUGUACGAGCUUGAUAUCGGCGUCGUGAGCGUGCCGUCGUUUGGUCCGGAGGUUGUCGUGGACAUGAUGGCAGACCACCCAGAUGCGUGCCUGCGCGCAUGCGAUUCAAACGAGUCCUGCCUCCGCAUGGCCAUCGAAGUGAGCAGCAUGGACGACAGCAAGGUGCAGUGUUUCGGUGACUCCAACGACCAGAGCACUGGCAGCACGCUCGACCUCACCAGCGUCGGCACCGUGUAUACCAAGCUCCAGGAGAUUGACAUACCACCACCCAUCAUCACGUACUCUGUGUACGCGGAAGGAUCGAAUGGUUUUGCAACGGGCCUGCGACCUGUGAACAUGUUCGAGUCUGCAGACAUCCUCGACAUCUUCUAUGGCCUCUCUGUGGAGGACUGCCAAGCGGAAUGCACGCACGUCCAGAACUGCGUCGGCAUCUUGAGAAGUCGCAACCCAUCGUCCAACUACAAGUGCCGCCUGAUGGCGCGGUUUGGCGAGCUCGUCACAACGCAGCUCAUGGUCGACACCUACGAAAAGGUCAUCAGCGAGCCCAUGUAGGAGGAGAAGGGGGAGGAAGCACCCGAACAGCAACCGCGUGACAACGCGUCUUGUGCAUGAUUCACUUGACUUCCAGCCAUUUCUUGUUCCUGUCUCAUUGUUGUUUUGAACCAAAUAUGUACACCACAAUGGUCCAUGCGUGCACCCUUGAACUGAUUCCCUCAGUGUAUCGGCUUGUGAGGUCUGCAUUGUUUCGUGUAGUGUAGUGUUGCAUUGGGUUGCGUGUCGUGAGAUUGUGUGAAUGUGUGCACGUGUGUGACAGUUUGAUUCAAAUGAGUUGGUUCCGUGGCAGUGGCAGUGGCAGUGCGUGUUCGUUUGUUCCCAUCUACCCACGAUGAGUUUCCGGCCAUGUCUUGCGUGCACCUUCGUGUCUGUGUGUCGGGGUUUCCUACACACUCAUACGCGCGCGCGCGCUGUCUACAAGAACGCUGCACAGUUGGCAGUGGUCUGUUUUCAUCGGUUUUGCUUGGUGCACUGCCCACUGGCACAGGUCGUACCAUGUCUAUUGGUCGCCUCAUCUUUGUUGCAUGUGUUUGGAAAAGAAAGCCCGCCA